AUGGGAAGCCAAGAUGUGAAGUUGGUUCGCUUUUGGGUGAGUCCAUAUUCUAAAAGGGUUGAAUGGGCUCUAAAACUGAAAGGUGUUGAUUAUGAGUAUAUAGAAGAAGACAUCUUCAACAAAAGCAAUCUACUUCUGGAAUUGAACCCGGUUCAUAAGAAAGUUCCGGUUCUUAUUCAUGGCAAGAAAUCCAUAGCAGAGUCAUUGAUUAUUCUUGAAUACAUUGAUGAAACAUGGAAGCAAUAUCCAUUGAUGCCUCUCCAUCCUUAUGAAAGAUCUCGUGCUCGAUUUUGGGCUGAUUUUGGUGAACAAAAGCUUUUGCAUACAGCAUUUGUUGCAAUGUGUAGCAGUGGGGAAGGUAAGGACAAGGCUGUGAAACUUGCAAGAGAAGCAAUAGAGAAGAUAGAAGAGGAGAUUAAAGGGAAGAAAUUCUUUGGAGGAGACAAUAUCGGGUACCUUGAUCUUGCUCUUGGAUGGAUUUCUUACUGGCUCCCUGUGUUUGAGGAAGUUGGGUCUAUGAAGAUAAUAGACCCAUUGAUAUGUUCAACCAUUACUGCAUGGAUGCCCAAUUUUCUCAGCCAUCCUGUGAUAAAGGAGAACUUAACUCCAAGAGACAAUAUGCUUGUUUACUUCCACUCUCGUAGAAAGACACUGUUGGGGGCAUUUCAUGUUUGA
Vicia faba (fava bean) is the source of this 675-nucleotide messenger RNA. Lineage: Eukaryota; Viridiplantae; Streptophyta; Magnoliopsida; Fabales; Fabaceae. The record is from the annotation of a GenBank genome assembly.